ACACACACACACACACACACACACACACAGUACAUAUAUGUUGAUCUUCAGCUGACAAGUUAAUGCUUUUAUUCCUACACAAUUCAGAGGAAAACAUUUACAUUUUUACUUCACUACAUUUAUUACAUUUAGCUAAUUAUUUUGAAUGCAGCACUUGAACUUUCUACAUUGUGAUAUUGCUACUUUAACUUAAAUAUAUGACUUAAUGUAUGUGUUAUUACGGAGGACUGGUAGCUCAGCAUAACUUGUUGUUGUUGUUGUUGUUGUUGUUGUUGUUGUUGAUGACAGAUUGUCCUCUUUGGAGUCUACUGUGGCCGGAGUCUUCGCUACUGCGUCAUCUGAAAGAGCUUUGGUGCCAAACAUCCAACUCACCUCCGUCUGUCAGCGGUUCCCUUUGUGUGAGGACAAAACCACAACGCAGAUCCUUUUGUGAGCGGGGUUCUGGCUGGAGGCCUGAGAUCUCUGAAAGUGUUCGGCAGCUCCUAUUGGAGGAGGUCGGCACCUCUAACCCUCUGUUCCCCGCUCACAUGUUCACCACCCGCUUCCUCAAGAGACGCGCUGACCACCAGCAGCAGAGCUCAGAACCAGAGGCUGUAACCGGAGUCACAAGCACCACACCGGUGGGAGGGAAGAGGAAGAGGAUGGAGGACGAGGGGGGAGUGUCUGUGAAGGUGGCCAAGAAGCAACGGGCCAACUGUGCAGAAGAAGAAGAAAAACCUGAGCCGGAGCCAACAAAAAGGGGGGGGCGUAGGAGACGAGCCAGGAGACCGAGGCCGGAGGGGGGGGCGAAUGAGAAAACUGCUCCCGUCCCGUCUGAUGACGACUCUGUGGUUGUGAUUGAGGACUCGCCGUCGGGAGAGAGGACUGGAAGAAAAGAUGUGUUGAGAGAGGACGUGUUAUGGACGGACAAAUACCAGCCCCAGCACUCCAGCGACGUCAUAGGUAACACUGGCUCAGUGAGGAGGCUGCACAGCUGGCUAAAGGAAUGGAAACUGCGUGCAGACCGAGAAGAGAGAAAAAAGCAGAAAGACAAGAAACAAGAGGAAGGCGACAAUGACUCGGACUGGGACUGUGGAGAAGAGGACUUCCAGGAUGGAGAGGACACGUUGUGUAACACGAUGCUCAUCACAGGACCUACUGGAAUAGGAAAGACUGCUGCAGUCUAUGCUUGUGCCCAGGAGCUGGGCUUCAAGGUGUUCGAGGUGAAUGCUUCCUCUCAGCGGAGUGGCCGUCUGAUUCUGUCCCAGCUGAAGGAAGCCACUCAGUCUCACCAGGUGGACAGUCAGGGGGUCAACGCCCACAAGCCCGCCUACUUCAACAGCUACGGCACAAGCAGCAGCGCCGGCCCUCUCAAGCUCGGCUCCUCGCCCAGAAAAGUGAACUCUCCUCGUAGGGCGGUUUCUCCCAGGAAACAGCCUCAGUCCCCAAGAGGGGCUAAAAGAGGAGGCCUGGCUCCCACCUCGUUAGCUAACUUCUUCAAAACGGGUCAACCCACCACCAAGGAGACGCCUAACACUAAGAAGAACGAACAGACAGCUGCUUCCAAGAAAGUCCUAAAAGCAAGCGAGUGUGUCAAUAAGCACAAAGAGCCCAAACCAGCUCCCACCCCGAAAGAGAAGAACAACGAGGAACAGAGCAAGAAGACGGCCACCUCACUCAUCCUGUUUGAAGAAGUGGAUGUUAUUUUUGAUGACGACUGGGGGUUUCUAGCUGCCAUCAAGACGUUUAUGACCACGACAAAGAGGCCGGUCAUCCUCACUACCAGCGAUCCUGCUUUCAGCACCGUGUUUGAUGGCAACUUUGAAGAGAUCCUUUUCAAAACGCCCUCAGUGUUGGAUGUUGGCAGCUUCCUGCGUCUGUUGUGUCUGGCGGAGGACACAAGGACAGACCUGUUGGACAUCAGCUCUCUGCUCAGACUCAACGGAUGUGACAUCCGGCAGAGUUUACUGCAGCUGCAGUUCUGGACCCGGAGCGCAGGAGGCCGCCGCGUCGCCAGACCAUUGACGCACACCGGCACACAGGUGACCGACGCUCUUCCUCUCUGUGACACCGGCUGCACUGAGAGCAUGCUGGGUCUGCUGAAUGUUGAACCUGAGGGAGACAUUUGGGAGCGGCUCAGGAGUCCGACGGAGGAGAUGUUGUGCUGGGAGCUACUGGCAAACAGCAAGCGACGAGGAGUGGACCUGCUCUAUUCCAACUUCGAGACGCUCUUACCUCUGCCACUCACACAGCUGAUUACCUCUACCUUCAAACCAGAGCAGUCUGUUUGUGCAUUACAACACCGUCCUUCUGUUAAUCCAGAAGAGCCGCCAUCACAGGCCAGGUCACCGCACACGGCGGAAUCGGCGGAUUGCUCGGACGACGGCAGUCCGAUCAAAAUGUCCAGCAGGAUGAGGAAGAGCAAGAAGUGGCACAGUUUACCUGACCAGGACGGACUGCACUCGGACUCGGACUCAGAAGACGGUUUUCUGUCUCUCUGCAAGCCGCAGGGCACUCCUCAGGCAAAGAGAGGCAUCAAAGAGUGUUUAGUUUCGGAGACGGUGAAGAGGAAGCCGCUGACUCCCGAGGAGCGGGUGAGAAGUCUCCCGGUCUCCCAGUGUCUCGAAUCAAUAGCUGACUUUUUAGACGACAUGUCGUACAUGGACUCCUCUUUGAGGGUUCGUCCGGAAGGGGGCGAUAAUCCCAGAGGGAUGUCACCGGCCAGUGCCGUGGUGAAAGACGGGAUGACGGACGAGUCGAGGGUUGAGACCGACGGGGGGAGCUGGGAAAGAGGGGAGCACGUCCUGGAGAUCCCAGCUGCUGUGGAGGCUCUGAGCUUCUACAAGUGUCGGGUUUCGGUAGCGGAGGCCUGGAACAAAGUCCAGCAACUAGAAGGGGAGGUGGGGCGGGAGGCUGUAGCAGAACUCACCCUCCCUGUGGCCGCCCAUCGGGAAGGUUACAGCUUCACUCAGGACGGUCCCUGUCAACCACAGCUGGUCCAGCGGAGGAGAGAAGUGAUGGAGAGGCUGAUGUUCAGAGGAGUGUUUGGCACUCCGGCCAACAGACCAGCAGCUGCUCUGGACUACCUGCCAGCCCUUCGCACCAUCUGCAGAUCAGAGCGGCUUAAGGAGCAGGGCAAAGUUAAACGGAGGUUCCUGCACUACCUCGAUGCGAUCCACCUGGGUGUUGAAAAAAGCACUCAACAGCAGCUUGCUGAAGACUUCCCCUGAACCACAGAGUCUCCUCCUCAUCACAGGGGCCACACUUUAUAGGGUCCGUGCAUUUCGGCUGUCGGUGUGGAAGAAAAAAAACACUUUUACAGUUGGUGUUGUGACACGAGGAUGGAUAAAGUCCGGCAGCAAUAUACGUCACUGUUACCUUUUGUCUCUUUUAUGAUCGUGGCCUCGACAUGAGAUGAGCUGGUCACAGCUGCGUGUGCAAAGAGGACUUCCUGGUUCCCCGUAUUUCUUUUGAGAUGAAAUGAAUAUUAAAGUUAUUCUCACCUGGAGAAACUCACAGCUGAACAACCUCAAAUGCUUUCAGCGCAUCUUAUGAUGCUUUCAACGAAUGCACUGAAGAUUUCUACUUUAUAUGAUUUUUGUAAUAUUAAGCUGUGUUUAAAGAGGUUUUUUUUUUUUUUUUUUGUACAGUAGUGUUUUAUAUGUUGACACCGCUUUCCAUUUUGCAAAGUGUUUUUUAUCUUGUAGAAAUGUAUUUUGAGGAGCAAGUGUGUAUCACUAAUGUAAGAGAUUAACAUGUAAAAUAUCAUUUGUAAAGGCUGUGUGUACAGCGUCAUUCUCCACACAAAGUACUGUUGGUGCACUCAGGAUCUUUUUAAAAGCGUGUCAACCCUAAAUCACCUUCACAUUUGUUUUUUUGUUUUUCAAUUGAUCUUUUUUCGGUCUUGAAUAUGUACACAUUAU
Anarrhichthys ocellatus (wolf-eel) is the source of this 3902-nucleotide messenger RNA. RefSeq names its product ATPase family AAA domain-containing protein 5-like. Gene Ontology annotation, cellular component: nucleus. Gene Ontology annotation, molecular function: DNA clamp unloader activity; DNA binding; ATP binding. Lineage: Eukaryota; Metazoa; Chordata; Actinopteri; Perciformes; Anarhichadidae. The transcript has 15 exons. The record is from RefSeq and is a predicted model, not a curated record. Bases 210 to 3209 code for a protein of 999 amino acids.